AUGGAUGAUAUCAAAGAAAAAUUGGAAAUACCGUUAAGCAAAUUGGAAAUUUUACAUAAUGAAUAUCGUAAUAUUAUUGCAUCUGGUAAUUUAAAUAAUUAUAAAAGUGCUGAACGUAUGGGUAAAAUGUUAUGGUGCUCUGAUUUAGCUAAAUUAGCAGAAUUAAAUGUUUUAACAUGUGAAUUUAAACAUGAUAAAUGUCGUAAUACAAAAAAAUUUCCAUAUUCUGGACAAAAUUUAGGUACAUGGCUUAGUAAUAUUGAAAUGGAAACAAAAGGAAAUUUAUCAUUAAAUUAUUUUUUACCAAUUAUUGAUGAUUGGUUUAAUGAAUAUAAAAAUGCUAAUAUGAAUUUUAUUAAUAAAUAUCAGAUAACAAAAGAACAAAUUGGACAUUUUACGGUAAUGGUUGCAGAUAAAAAUAAUUGUGUUGGUUGUUCAAUGAUUAAAUUUAAAAAAGAUAAUUUAUAUCGUAUUAAUAUUGCAUGUAAUUAUGCAUGGACUAAUAUAAUAAAUUAUAAAAUUUAUAAAUCUGGUGAUGUAGCAUCAAAAUGUCAAACAAAUACAGAUGAACAAUUUCCAGCUCUUUGUAGUAUAAAUGAAAUUUAUAGUCAAAAUCCAAAUGAAGAUUAA
Molecule: messenger RNA, 630 nt
Organism: Condylostylus longicornis
Lineage: Eukaryota; Metazoa; Arthropoda; Insecta; Diptera; Dolichopodidae
Product: antigen 5 like allergen Cul n 1-like
Exons: 3
Coding region: 1-630 (209 amino acids)
Source: RefSeq, a predicted model, not a curated record